UCCAAAUUCCAAAAAAAACUUGUUUUCUUGUAUUUUUCUCUUUCAACCUUUUCUAUUUGCUGAUUCUCUUCCACUGACAAUCCAAAGUUCACUCUCUUGCUUUGAAUCAACAUCAAAUCAGAGUGUCACAGACACAUAAGUAAAGAUAGAUUAAAUGGCAGGCAUUGCAAGUACAUGUCCUUUAGAAGCAUUGCUCACAAACAAAGUCUCAAAAGGCAAUGGGGUGUCUCUGGUUCAGUAUGAUGGUCUUAGAUUGGCGCAAAGAAUGCAAUUAUCUUCAGCUGCAAGCAUCUCAAAAGCCUCCAAAUGCAAAACAAUUAAGGCCACAGCUUCUCCAACUGAAGCAGCUCCUAAAAGAGAACAAGAUCCGAAAAAGCGAGUAGUAAUAACAGGAAUGGGGCUUGUUUCCAUCUUUGGCAGUGACAUUGAUACAUUUUACAACAAGCUUCUUGCGGGAGAAAGUGGGAUAAGUGUAAUAGAUAGGUUUGACCCCUCAAAAUUCCCUGUCCGUUUUGGUGGCCAGAUACGUGAUUUCUCUUCAGAAGGUUACAUUGAUGGCAAGAAUGACCGGCGCCUCGAUGAUUGCUGGAGGUAUUGCUUAGUUGCAGGCAAGAGGGCUCUUGAAGAUGCCAACCUUGGACAUGAAGUCCUUAAGAAUCAGAUGAACAAAACAAGAAUAGGAGUUAUAGUUGGAUCAGGAUUGGGAGGUGUAACAGCUUUCAACACUGGUGUGGAAGCUCUUCUAGAGAAGGGAUAUAAGAAAAUUAGUCCAUUUUUCAUUCCCUACUUCAUCACCAACAUGGGUUCUGCUUUGUUGGCUAUAGAUACUGGCCUAACAGGUCCAUAUUAUUCCAUUUCUACUGCUUGUGCAACAGCAAAUUACUGCUUUUAUGCAGCUGCUAAUCAAAUCAGAAGAGGGGAAGCAGAUGUUAUGGUGGUUGGUGGGACUGAAGCUUCAAUCGUUCCUUCCAGUGUUGGAGGCUUCAUUGCUUGCAGGGCUUUGUCUCAGAGGAAUGAAGACCCCAAGAAGGCUUCAAGACCAUGGGACAAAGAUCGCGAUGGUUUUGUCUUGGGUGAAGGCUCUGGUGUGCUGGUAAUGGAGAGCUUGGAGAGUGCAACAAAAAGAGGAGCCACAAUAAUAGCAGAAUAUCUGGGGGGUGCCAUAACAUGUGAUGCUCAUCACAUGACAAACCCAGGGCCUGAUGGACUAGGAGUUUCAAUUUGCAUAUGGAAGAGUUUAGAAAAUGCUGGGGUUUCCCCUGAAGAGGUGACCUAUAUCAAUGCUCAUGCCACAUCAACACUAGCAGGUGACCUGGCUGAGGUUAAUGCAAUCAAACAAGUUUUUAAGGACACAUCAGAAUUGAAAAUGAAUGCCACUAAGUCAAUGAUUGGUCAUGGUCUUGGGGCUUCUGGUGGCUUGGAAGCUAUAGCAACUAUCAAAGCAAUAACAACUGGCUGGUUGCACCCAACCAUUAACCAAGAUAACUUGGAGGAUUAUGUUACAAUUGACACCGUCCCUAACGUCAAGAAGCAGCAUGAAGUUAAUGUUGCUAUCUCCAACUCAUUUGGGUUCGGUGGACACAAUUCAGUUGUUGUCUUUGCUCCAUUCAGGCCCUAACUAGAAUUCAAGCACAAGCUGCUUUAUAUGUGUUUGAAAUGAUAACCGAGGUUAAUGAUCAAGUACCCAGACUCGGUGCCCUGAUGUAAUGAACCCUGAAGUGAAUAAAAUUCACAUGUUAUCGAUU
This is a messenger RNA of Lotus japonicus, 1745 nucleotides long. RefSeq names its product 3-oxoacyl-[acyl-carrier-protein] synthase I, chloroplastic-like. The transcript has 8 exons. Bases 155 to 1618 code for a protein of 487 amino acids. Lineage: Eukaryota; Viridiplantae; Streptophyta; Magnoliopsida; Fabales; Fabaceae. Gene Ontology annotation, molecular function: 3-oxoacyl-[acyl-carrier-protein] synthase activity. Gene Ontology annotation, biological process: fatty acid biosynthetic process. The record is from RefSeq and is a predicted model, not a curated record.